AUGCGGGAUGUUAGACCAACUGUUGAGAAUCUAAGGUGUGUCUCCAGACUCUCCCUUCGCAACGCUCCAAUCCUCCCGUGCCCCUUCACUCCAAACACGACGCGUUCGUCGCAAUUCUCCCUUCCCUCGGCUCAUUCCGUGCGCGCCGCGUUCUUUUCCUCUCGUCCGUUCCUCCCUUACCCGCCACGUCGCAUUCAGUGUCCCGUCCGCUUCCGGUGCGUGCUGCCGUCUCUUACUUCUAGACGAUUCGACGGUGUCAUUGGUACGCCUCGUCCCAUUCUGCCUAUUGUCUCUUCCUCGCCGCUGCGCCUCGUGCAUUCCGUGCUCUCGUCCGAUCCGACCUUCCUCGCCUCGCUCGUCUCCCCCUCUCGUCCGUUGCUUGCAUCCGCGCCUCGCUCGUCUCCCCCUCUCGUCUGUUCCUUGUUCGCGCCGCGUUCCCAUUCCAGCUCUCGUCCGAUCCUCCAUACCGCGCCUCGUUCUUUGCUCUCACUCGUCAGAUCCUCCCUUCCGCAAGCGUACACUCUCCUUCUCUGCGCCUCUCCUCCAUUGAGCGUACCCUCUCAUGCCCCGCUGCUCUUCUCUUCCAUUGUGCGUGCACUCCCUUUCCCCUCUGCGCCAUUCGCAUUUUGUCUCGCUCAUCUCCUCCUGUGCGUAUACAAUCACAUUCACCGCUGCUCCUCUCCUCCCUUGCGCCUUCUCUCUCCCUACCCCCUGCUCCUCUUUUCCCGUGCGCCUUCCCUCUCUUUCUCUCAUUCCGUGCGCCUUCCCUCUCAUUCCCCUCUCAUUCUCUCAUUCCGUGCGCCUUCACUCUCAUUCCCCUCUCAUUCCCCUCUCAUUCUCUCAUUCCGUGCGCCUUCACUCUCAUUCCCCUCUCAUUCUCUCAUUCCGUGCGCCUUCACUCUCAUUCCCCUCUCAUUCUCUCAUUCCGUGCGCCUUCACUCUCAUUCCCCUCUCAUUCUCUCAUUCCGUGCACCUUCACUCUCAUUCCCCUCUCAUUCUCUCAUUCCGUGCGCCUUCACUCUCAUUCCCCUCUCUUUCUCUCAUUCCGUGCGCCUUCACUCUCAUUCCACUCUCUUUCUCUCAUUCCGUGCGCCUUCACUCUCAUUCUCCUCUCUUUCUCUCCUCACUUGCGCCUCCUCCUCUCUUUCCCCUCUGACUCUCUUCUCCCGCGCGCGUUCUCUCUCGUUCCUCUCUGUUUCUCUCAUGGUUGUGCGCAUCCUAUCUCAUUCCCCUCCGUCUCUCUCCUCCCGUGCGCCUUCUCUCUCAUUCCCCUCUGACUCUCUUCUUCCGUGCGCCUUCUCUCUCGUUCCCCUGUGCGCCUCUCCUCCCAUGCGCAUUUCGUUUCAUUCCCCCUUGCUCAUCUCCUCACGUGCCCGUUCAACCUCAUUCCCCUCUGCGCCUCUCCUCCCAUGCGCAUUUAGUCUCAUUCCCCUCUACUCCUCUCCUCCCUUGCGCGAGACCUCUCAUUCCCCUCUGUUCCUCUCCUCCCUUGCUCAUUUAGUCUUUUCCCCUGCUGCUCCUCUCCUCCCGUGCGCGUAUACUCUCAUUCCCCUCUGGUUCACUCCUCCCGUGCGCAUUCUCUCUCAACCCCCUCUGUUUCUCUCCGCUCGUGCUCCUGCUCUCCCAAUCCCCUCUGUUUUCCUCCUCCCAUGCGCCUUCGCUCUCAUUCCCUUAUGUAUCUCUCUGCCCGUGCGCCAUUUCUCUCCCGUACGCUCGUCUACUCUGCGCUCCGCCUACUCCUCCCUUGUUGUGCCCGUAUUUGCACAAUUUUCACACAUCUCCUCUCCUCCUAUGCUCGGCUUCUCUGUUUCGCGGACUGGUGCUCUGGCCUGGUGCUUUUCUUCUCUGUUUUCACCCUACUCCUCUCCUCUCAUGCGCAUUUCGUCUCAUUCACCUCUGCUCAUAUCGUCCCGUGCGCCUUCUCACUCAUUCCCCUCUGCGCCUCUCCUCCCACGCGCAUGUAGUCUCGUUCCCCUCAACUCUCCUCCCUUGCGCGAGACCUCUCAUUACACUCUGUUCCUCUCCUCCCAUGCGCAUUUUGCUUUACUCGCCUCUGCUCCUCUCCUCCCGUGCGCCUACAGUCGCAUUCCCCUCUGCUCCUCUUCUCCCGUGCGCCUUCUGUCUCUUCCCCCCAUGUUCUCUCCUCGCUUGUGCGCAAACACUCGCAUUCCCCUCUGUUCCUCUUCUCCUGUGCGCCUUCCCUCUCAAUCCCCCGUGUUUCACUCCUCUCCUGUGCGCAAACACUCUCAUUCCCCUCUGCUCCUCUUCUCCCGUGCGCCUUCUCUCUCACUCCCCUCUGGUUCACUCCUCCCGUGCGCCUUCUCUCUCCCAUACGCUCGUCCUCUCUGUGCUCCGCCUGCUCCUGGCAGCUGUUGCCCGUUUAUUCCGAGUUUCCACACUUCUCCACCCCUCCUAUGCGCGGCUCAGGGCCUUGCAGCCUGGUGCUCUGUUCUGGUGCUUUUCUUCUCUGUUUUCACCCUUCUCCUCUUCUCCCAUGCUCUCUAUCUUACGGCUUGUUUUGCAGAUGUCGUUCCUCUGCCCAAGAUGCCGCCUUUGUUCCUUCGAGACACGCUCAGGGCUGGGUCGGCACAUGCAGAGCAAUGCUUGCCCUGCCAACCUCAUUAG
Molecule: messenger RNA, 2625 nt
Organism: Closterium sp. Naga37s-1
Lineage: Eukaryota; Viridiplantae; Streptophyta; Zygnematophyceae; Desmidiales; Closteriaceae
Source: the annotation of a GenBank genome assembly